Messenger RNA from Achroia grisella, 832 nucleotides. It is a transcript of the gene bou, whose product is annotated as U-scoloptoxin(05)-Sm1a. The coding region runs from base 40 to 459 and encodes 139 amino acids. The record is from RefSeq and is a predicted model, not a curated record. The transcript has 3 exons. Lineage: Eukaryota; Metazoa; Arthropoda; Insecta; Lepidoptera; Pyralidae.
CUAUUAUAAGUAUUAUUGAAUUCAAUAUUAAUUUAUAUAAUGGCAAAUACGAACACAUAUUCAGCGGUUGUUCUAUUAUGUUUCGGCUUAUUGAAAACAGUUAAUUGUAUAAGCUGCUAUCAGUGUUCCGGAACUGACUCUACCAACCCCUUUGAGUGCAAUGAAUUCCUCGAUAAUGAUAUAGAUAUGAUGGCUAUAAGUUGUAAUAAUAUUCAUGAUGCUAAUUAUUGUAUAAAACAUGUAGGACGUAAUGAAGGUGGUAUCAGCACCAAAAGAUUCUGUUCAUCACUCGACCUUGGUAACUAUUGUAAUUACGUCAGAGAACCUGGUGACAAGCUGGAAUAUAGAACUUGCAUCUACACAUGCAACAGUGAUGGAUGCAAUAUGGCAUCUGCUAUGGGAGUAUCAACAAUAUUAUUGAUGCUUUGUUUGUACUUGACCAAGUAUGUUACUCUCUGAAGACUAAAUGUUUGAAAGAUAUAAGAUUAAUGUAAAUUCCACGUGUAAUAUUUAUAUUAUACAGUUUUUAUACAAUGUACUGCAUAGGUAAUUAGAGUUAUAAAGGGGAUAUUAAAUAUGACUAAAACUUAAUAUGUAAUAAUACAUGAUAAUAUGUACAACUGAAUAGUUUUCCAAAGUUACAUUUUGGAAAUCUUUUUUAAACCGUCCAUAAAUCUAUCAUGUUGUGUGUUCAAAAGUUGUACAUUAAUAUGCCAAUGUAAAUUAAGUUUCAAUAAGAAUGUGUUUAUACAUGUGAUUAUGUAUGUGUUGAUUGAACUGUGUGCUGUGUAAUUGUGAACUAAGAUAAUAUUUAAUAUUAAAGUAUAUUAAU